AUGUCAGAAUUACCACCAGUCGUUAACAAUGAGGUAUUAAACAAAUAUCAAAUGGUUUUUCCAAAUGGCGAAGAAGCUGUAAUUGAAUAUAAAAUUUAUAAUAAUAACGAAUAUGACCUCUAUCACACAUAUGUACCAGAUAGCCAAAGAGGUAGAAAUGUAGCUGAUGUUCUAAGUACCCAAACAAUUAAUGAUAUUACACACAAUAGGAAUGGAAAAGUUUUACUUUCGUGUUCAUAUUUAUCAAAUAGAUGGUUACCAAAAAAUCCAGAAUACAUCAGAUAUGUCUUAAGAAUGAUAAAGAAAUAA
Molecule: messenger RNA, 309 nt
Organism: Dictyostelium purpureum
Lineage: Eukaryota; Evosea; Eumycetozoa; Dictyosteliales; Dictyosteliaceae
Exons: 2
Coding region: 1-309 (102 amino acids)
Source: RefSeq, a predicted model, not a curated record